GAGUGUUAUUAUACCCUUGGCAUCCCAGCCGCUCAUCUGAGGCCAGACCCUCAAUUUAGCGGUGCAGUGCAAACCUUGCUGGGUUUGGCAGCAGCACAGGGUGCUAUGUUUGUGCACCAAAUCUGCCAGCGUUGAAGUUUUGGAGGGUUUUUGGUGCAUGCUGGAGGGCUGGCGUCACUCUGGGUAGGGCGGUGACUGGCUUGGGGGGGGCAAAGCCAGACCUUAUAUCCCAGCACAGCAGCUGCAGGAGGAAAUCUGUGCCCGCUGACUCCGUGGGUAGCUCUCGGUGCUGGGGCAGGAGACAGCAGCCAUGAGGACAGUCCUGGUGUUUGUCUGCCUGGUGGGGAUGGCGUGUGCCUUCUCGGUCAAGAGCUGGCUGUGGCGACCCAAGUUGGAUGACUCGGAAAAGAACGCGGUUUUCAAGAGCCGGCGCCACCAUUACCUGUACAGAUAUGUGUAUCCCCCGCAGCGACGGUACCAGGGCAGUGACUCAUCUGAGGAAGAGGGGGAUGACUCGGAGGAGGAGGAAGAUGGGGAGCCAUUUUAUGCUGGCACCAAGGCAGCUGGACACCCUGCUGGAGCAGCCCCUGAAGAGUGCCAGGGUGCACUGGGAGGAGACGUCACAUACCAGCAGGGCAAGGGCUGUCAAGGGACCCUGAAAGGGAUCAGGCAGAGGACUGCCAGCAAGGGGGAAGACUCUGAAAAUGAAGACAGUGAUGAGAAUGAGGAAGAAGAGGAGGAAGAAGAGGAAGAAGUAGAUGAGAAUGAGAAUGGUGUCAAUGGCACAAGCACAAAUACCACAGAGGGUAUUGGACCUAAUGGCAAUGGCACUGUGGUGGCUGAGGAGGGCACUGGUGAAGCUGAGGAAGAGGAGGAAGAGGAGGAAGAAGAAGAAGAGGAAGAGGAGGAGGAGGAGGAGAAGGAGGAAACUGAAGCCACCACCAUUGCAAGCUCCACCAACAAAGAGGGUCUGACCCAGGCAACCACUAUGGAUGACGGGGGACCCACAGAUGUCACCACAGAUGCCACCACAGCUGGGGAGCUGUGGGAGUACGAUGUAACAGCCAGGGACAACAACCGAUGGGAUGCGGGCACCACCGAGGGUGGGUACGAGGAACAGGAUGAAUAUGCACGUGGGGACAGCUACCGGGCCUACGAGGAUGAGUACGGCUACUACAAAGGGCAUGGAUAUGAUGUGUAUGGCCAGGAUUACUACUACAGCCAGUAAACAGGGGGGAAAACCCUGGUGCUCUCCCUGCCUGCCCCAGCUACUCAGGAAGGUGCAUCCAAAGGCUCCCUGGAGCCACUGCAUGCCAGAGGGGAUGCCAGGCAGCUUGCCAUAUGCACUGGCUCCAUCCCAGGGUUUUUUGUUUUUUUGGGGUUUUUUUGUUUGUUUUGUUUUUUGGGUCUUUUUUGGUAUCUUGCAAAGUGAAAUGAAAUUAAAUAAAGCAACUAAAGUGAGCUUGUUGGUGACAAAAGGUUUGGUGCCAAAUUUUCUGGGGUCAGUAGGGCAGCACAGCGCCUGGUGAGGGGCUGAGUGGCUACGGUUGCCCAUGAUGCUUAGGGCUGAAUCUUGUUAUUCCAGCUCAGAUGCACAUGAAAGGAGGGAGGAACAGCAAGGUUAACUUGGAAAGCCUCUGUAGAGUCCCCUCUGAAAAAUUAAAGGGUGCUCUUAGGGACACUGCUGUGGGAUUGCAGCCACAUUUUAUGUAAAGUUCAUGUGAAUUUCCAGUAUGUGAGCAGUGAUAAUUUACCACAUCUUCCAUUCCUUGGUAAUGUGCCUGACCACACACCAGGCAAUGUUAAUAAGGGUAAAACCACUAAUUUCUCUUUCUAUGCAUCACUAGCUGUAGGUGCACACCCCUGUAAUAAGGGCUUUGCUUCUUCAUCCCCUUCAUCCCUGCACCAGGCAUGUGGGUACAAGGCUGGGUAACUUGAAUGUGUGUCUUCAACACCAGUACUGCAGCCCAAAAUGUUCUUGUCCCACAGCCUCAUUCUCAGAGCAAGGUAUGGCUGUCACAGUGACAGUGGUGCAUCCACUCCUCUCCUCCAUUAGCAAUGGGGAUGCCUGGCUGGGAGUCCUCAGGAUCCCUGCUCAAGGUCACUUCCCAACAGAAUUGUGUCCCUGGCCAACUGGUUAUCUGCAUUAUGGUUAGGGGUAGAACAAAUCUCACUUGGUUCCAGGCAGAUGACACCAUAUGGGAAUAGUGAUGACCUUCAUGCACAGUACCCUGCUGUGGGUAUGUAUGGCAGGUACCCUACUGCUCUUGCACUCCUAGGAAGGAAACCUGAGUUCAGCUCCUGAUGCAGGUCCAACUGCAGAACUAGUCUAUUCCUGCAGCAGCAAGUCACUGCCAUUGUACAAAACUGAUCCAUACGUCAAAGCCAGGCUGCAGCUUCUGGGGAGGCAGGAGAUGUGUCCUGCACUGUGGGCACCCCCAGCAACAAAUCCCUAUGACGGCACUGGGGAGCCCUGCACGGACUCAUUGCUGGUGUGGAGACACGAGAGUUCCAUCAUCCGCAUCCCCAGGGGGUCUCCAGAGA
Cyanistes caeruleus (blue tit) is the source of this 2544-nucleotide messenger RNA. It is a transcript of the gene IBSP, whose product is annotated as integrin binding sialoprotein. The record is from RefSeq and is a predicted model, not a curated record. Gene Ontology annotation, biological process: extracellular matrix organization; bone mineralization; cell adhesion. Gene Ontology annotation, cellular component: extracellular region. Lineage: Eukaryota; Metazoa; Chordata; Aves; Passeriformes; Paridae.